Messenger RNA from Triticum turgidum subsp. durum (durum wheat), 1233 nucleotides. The record is from the annotation of a GenBank genome assembly. NCBI's taxonomy places the organism in Eukaryota, Viridiplantae, Streptophyta, Magnoliopsida, Poales, Poaceae.
AUGGUGGUGCGCGAUGUGGACUUCGCCACACGCCCCAUCAGCCGCAUGCUCCGCCUGUCUAUCCCCGAAGGAACAGAGGGGAUCGCCUUCGCGCCGUACGGCGACAAGUUGCGGCAGAUCCGCAAGAUCUGCACCGUCGAGCUGUUCAGCGCCCGGCGCGUCCAGUCCUUCCGGACCGUGCGAGAGGAGGAGGCCGGCCGCCUGCUCCUGGCGGUGGCAGCAGCGGCAACGGCGUCUGCCUCGGUGAACCUCAGCAAGCGGCUGUCGGCGUACGCCGCCGACUCAUCGGUGCGCGCCAUCAUCGGGAACAGGUUCAAGGACCGGGACACGUUCCUGAUGAUUCUACAGCGCGGGAUCAAGCUGUUCGCCGGGAUGAGCUUGCCGGACCUCUACCCGUCGUCCCGCCUCGCGAUGCUCAUCAGCCGGGUGCCGGGCCAGAUGAAGCGGUACCGAGAAGAACGGGACGCGUUCAUGGACGCCGCCGUCCGCGAGCACCAGGAGAACAGAGCGGCCGACGACGACAAGGAGGGCUUGCUCGACGUGCUCCUGAGGAUCCAGCGGGAGGGCCACCUGCAGUUCCCCAUGUCCAUUGACAACAUCAAGUCGGCCGUCGGGGACUUGUUCGCCGGGGGGAGCGACACGUCGGCAACGACCCUGGAAUGGACCAUGGCCGAGCUCGUGAAGAACCCCAGAGUGAUGGGGAAGGCGCAAGACGAGGUCCGGCGAGCCCUCGCUGGACAACCCAAGGUAAUAGAGGACUCCCUCGGCGGCCUGAACUACAUGCGCCUGGUGAUCAAGGAGGUGCUCCGGCUGCACCCUCCGGCCCCGCUGCUGCUGCCGCGCGAGUGCAUGAACGUCUGCCGGGUCCUGGGCUUCGACGUGCCCAAGGGGACCAUGGUGCUCGUCAACGCCUGGGCAAUCAGCAGGGACCCUGCCCACUGGGACGCCGCCGAGGAGUUCAUACCGGAGAGGUUCGAGCGUGGCGAGGUCGACUUCAAGGGGGCGGACAUGGAGUACACGCCGUUCGGGGCGGGCCGAAGGAUGUGCCCUGGGAUGUCGUUCGGCUUGGCCAACGUGGAGCUCGCGCUCGCGGGGCUGCUGUACCAUUUCGACCGGGAGCUGCCCGGCGGGGCGGAGGCCGAGGAGCUCGACAUGACGGAGAAGAUGGGAGUCACCGUGCGGCUGCGCCGUGACCUUCUGCUUGUUCCGGUGGUCCGAGCGCCUUUCCACUAG